This is a messenger RNA of Capsicum annuum, 2528 nucleotides long. Its product is annotated as mitogen-activated protein kinase kinase kinase 20. The transcript has 3 exons. The record is from RefSeq and is a predicted model, not a curated record. The coding region runs from base 1167 to 2171 and encodes 334 amino acids. NCBI's taxonomy places the organism in Eukaryota, Viridiplantae, Streptophyta, Magnoliopsida, Solanales, Solanaceae. Gene Ontology annotation, biological process: protein phosphorylation. Gene Ontology annotation, molecular function: protein kinase activity; ATP binding.
CCUCGCUAGAUGCUUCUGUUUCUUGAAUCUCUCCGGAUAUGACGUGCCUCACUUCAAAUUAUAGUGGUAUUUCUUUAAGUUCAUAUUAAGGAUGAGGAAUGGCAUGACACACGACUGACUGGCAGGUCAUGAGGUAUUUCAACGAACUUUGAAAGCAAGUUUUAAGGUAUUAGGUGUAUAGAUUAUUGAAUACUUACAGAAGAAGUAAACGAGGUGAUGGGACCAUUGGAGAAAUCUAAUUUUAAAUACGCACAAGGAAGCGGAGCCUUGGAGUAACUGGUAAAGUUGUCUCCAUGUGAUCAAGAGUGCACGGGUUUAAGCCUUGGGAACGACCUCUGGCAGAAAUGCAAGGUAAGACUGCGUACGAUUACCCCCUUGUGGUGGGCCCCUUCCCCGAAUACCGCGCAUAACGAUAGCUUUAGUGCACCGGAUUGUCCUUUUUUAUCUUUCUAUUAGACCGGAUCGAGUUAUGAGUUAAAUUAGAAUUAUUUUGCGGUGAGGUUGGGAUAAAUUAAAUUAAAAAAGGCCAAAUGAACAGGAUUGUGACAUAUGUUUUGCCAUUAGUGAGUCGUUAGUGAGAAGGGUAUAUAUGUAUUUUUUCAUUAACAAUAAGAGUAUAUUUAUACCUAAAGUAUGACGGAGAGUAUAUCUGUACCAUUUCUCAAAGUUUAUGUAUGUAUCUUUUCAUUAAUAAGAAUAUAUUUGUACCUAAAAUAAAAUAAUGGAUAUAUUUGUAUCAUUUAUCAAAGUUGAGAGAUAUAUUUAUAUAUUUUCUUUUUUAAAUAUAUAAAUAAAAUAACCCAAAAAUUGAUAUGAUAUAAGUUUUUAAAAAUAACCCGGAGAGAGGGAGAGUGACUGCCAGCUUAAAGGGAAGACGGACAAUUAGUUAAGACAGUAACCGAUAAGGGAAGGAAAUUUGGAGGAUUCAAAAUAUGAUAAUUACUUCCUAAAUUAUAGGAUUUGAUUUUUUGCUAUAAAUAUAAUUGCUAUUUUUAGGGGAAAAAAAACACAAGUAACAUACUUAAUAUAUAUAUAUAGAGAGAGUAUAUUUUUAAAGGAGUUUGAAUCCCAUCAGAGUACAAAAAGGUAUAUUUUAAGAGCCUCUUCCAUGUAUAUACAGCUUCUUCCAUCCAUUCAUUCUAAAUUGAAAGAACUAAAAUUACAACAUGCUUUGGAAAAAACAGUACGUUCUUGGGGUUGGAUCUUAUGGCCCGGUACAUUUGGUUGUGCCUGCGGAUUCUUCCACCACGAGUUCUUUAAAGGCUGCAGUCAAAUCCGCAGAAGUUGAGAAUUCAUCUGUACUACGAAAAGAAGGAAAAAUCUUGAACGAACUAAAAGGUUCGCCUUACAUUGUUCGAUGUUUUGGGGAAGACGAGAGUGUUGAGUAUGGUAAGAAGACGUACAAUCUCUUGCUUGAGUAUGCUCCUUGCGGUACUUUACGAGAUUUUAUACUUCUUAAUGGAGGAAUUCUGGAACUAGAAGUAGCUCGCUAUGCAUAUCAACUCCUAAUGGGGAUUCGUCAUGUUCAUAGCAAGGGGUUUGUUCAUUGUGAUAUCAAGCCGAGUAAUAUUGUCGUUUUCCCGGGAGAUCAGUUAUUAAAGAUUGCUGAUUUUGGAUCUGCGUUGAGAGGCACAGAAGUAGCAAGUCAUGAGAUUCAUGUAAAAGGUCAAGUUUUCGACGUGUGUUCUAUAGGGUGUCUUGUUGUAAAGAUGCUCACUGGGGAUCCAACCUGGUACGUUGAGCAUAUUGAGAAAUAUCGAGUGGGGCUUUGUGGUUAUUAUUCUGAUGAGUUUUUGGACAAUGUUUCUGAGAUGGCUAAAGAUUUUGUGAUCAACUGUUUGCUUUGUGAUUAUCCUGGUAGAUUAUUGACUAUGGAUGCACUAAUUCAUCAUCCUUUUAUUCAGAAUGCAAUUGCUCAUGAGAAUGUAGAUCAUCAAUUGAUCAUCUCUAGUGUUGAUAAUAGUCCUUUUGGUGAUUGGGUUUCAAUGCAUGACAUGUUUAAUACAAGUUAUGAUGAUGAGCCUAAAAGGAAGGCAAAAUUAGAAGAUGAAAGUAAACUGAUCAAUUCACUUUUUGCAUCAAAAGAAUUCAUGAAGACAGACCUCACCAAGAUCAAAGAAGUUUAUUUCAGGGCCUCUUCAAGAGAUCAAGGAUCAAGAUCCAAAGAAUGACUAGUUUUGAAAUAAAGUCCUAAUGCCUAUUUGACCAUUUUUAUAAUUAGUAACACCCUUAGGCUAGUCCACAAGAUAUUUAACACUUUCCACCACCAACAGCCUACGAUAUGAGGUAACUCUGUCCUUUAGGUUGGAAUAGAUGAGUGUUUCGUCUUUGUUAGAAUAUGAACUUUAUACAUCAUGGUGCUUGAUCAACUUCAUUGACCGCUAGACCUUUAGCAUUCUAAAGAAUAUUUUCAAUAGAUAGUUUUAGGAUGCUUAUUAAGGGUUUUACUGAAUUUGAGCCAUGUAUCUCUUCAGGAAAUGACCUUUUUUGAUUUUCUUUCUCUAUUUUGGAUUCAUUUUAUGAUUUGA